AUGCCUGAACAGAUCACUCUUUAUGGUCGUAAUGACUCUCCGUACAAUCAUCGGGUGGCCAUAGCCCUCGCCGAAGUCGGGGCAAAGUGCACGAUGUAUACCCUCCCACACAGCGACAAGCCAGCGUGGUACGCCGAGAAAGUGAACCCGGCGGGGACGGUCCCGUGUAUCACCUACGGCGGGCCCGCGACCGACCCCGCCUCGCCCUCUCCAGAGUCGCGCAAGAUCCCCGAGUCGCUGGUGAUCUCAGAGCUCCUCGCGGACCUCUACCCCGGCACGACGCUCGUGCCCACCGACCCGCUGAAGAAGGCCGACAUGCGGCUCUUCAUCGCCUUCUGGGACCAGAAGGGCAUGGACCAUGUCCGUGGCUUCCUGACCGGCACCAGCACCGUCGAGGCGUACCUCACCUUCUUCGAGGAGCUGCAGGCGCGGCUUCCCCCGACGGGGUUCGCGAUCGGGGAGUUCUCGCUCGCGGACGUCGCGAUCGCGCCGUUCCUGCUGCUGAGCGAGAUGGCGUUGAAGAACGAGAUCGGAAAGUAUGCGGUCGAGGAUGGGAAGAAAGUCUUGGGCGCGCUAGCGGAACCGAAGUUUUCGAGGAUCCAGAAGUACGUGAAUGACUUGAAAGAGCGGCCGAGUAUCAAGAAUACGUAUGACGAGGCCGCCUGCUACGAGGCGUGGGCGAAGCUGCCUUAUAUGCAGCGCGGUUGA
Messenger RNA from Epithele typhae, 708 nucleotides. RefSeq names its product thioredoxin-like protein. Bases 1 to 708 code for a protein of 235 amino acids. Gene Ontology annotation, cellular component: cytoplasm. The record is from RefSeq and is a predicted model, not a curated record. Lineage: Eukaryota; Fungi; Basidiomycota; Agaricomycetes; Polyporales; Epitheliaceae. The transcript is spliced from 4 exons.